UCACGAGACACUGCCUGUACGUGCGUGACACUGUCAUGGAAAACGUAACAGUACAGUACACUUUGUGCUGUAACCCCUUCUCCUAAACUGGUUAUAAUGAUAAAACACAACUAAAAAAGCAAUUGUGCAUUCUUCGCUAUGAAAGGUAAUUCGUCGUGUUAUUAAUACACGAUUCUUGCAUGUUGUCACUGAUUUCGAUUUCCACUCGGAGUCUAGUUGUUUUCCACUGGCAUGUUGCCCGGAUCAAUAAUCAGCACCUGCAGUACGAAUGUACUGUAUCCGAAUGUCUUUGCUUGGACCUGUUGAAUACGACAAGCGGCGUGGCCGUAAUGCGGAGGCUCUAGGACCCCGAAGACGGAGCACAUCUUUACACUUUUAAAGAUGGCGGAAUCCAAUACAUCUGUUUCCUGCUCUUCGGACAAUUUUUACAGUGAAUUACUCAGCCCCUCCGAGCUGUUCGCCGCGCGCUCACGGAGCCACAAGAUACCGGCGCGCGGCCAGAAGGAGUUCCUGCCGGACGGGUCCGCGCGCCAGCGCGAGAGGCUGCAGCAGAGCCUGGAGGAGCACUGGAGCCUCAUCUCAGAGGAGCGUGUGGAGAGGCUAGGAGCCCUGGUCAAGGGUGAAUGGAUUCCCAGCAAGAAUGUGGUGGUGUUGAAGUCACCAGCGGGAAAGUUUUGGCAAACCAUGGGAUUCUCUGAACACGGGAAGCAGCUUCUGCUCCCCGAAGAGGCCCUUUACCUCAUGGAAUGUGGCAGCGUCCAGGUGUUCCUCCAUGAUCUGCCUCUGUCCAUACAGGAAGGGUACGAAAUGUUUCUCUCCAAAGACACCGUGAAUUUGCAGCAAUACCAGGUGAGACAUGCAGCUGAGAGACGUGAGUGCAGAGGUGCUCUCCCACUCAGACUCGUGCCGCAUAAAGCCGCUGUCUCUUCCCUGAAGGUGUUUAGCCAUCUGAAAAGGCUGGGCUAUGUGGUGAGCAGAUUCGACCGCAGCACCGUCCCAUCUCACUAUGAGAGACAGCUGAACCUUCCCCCAGAGCGAGACGGCCAUGGAAGGCAGCUCAAACGGAAACGCAGCCGGAGCCCCUCAUCCCAGCUGCCUGAUGGACAGGGAGGAGUUGCGGGAGAAUCCCUAGAGAUGCGUGGUGGUGAGACCAAGAGCCAGAGGGCCAAUCCAGAGGACGGGGCAGCGGGCUUAUCCGAGCCAGAGGCAGAAAGAAUGGUGGAAGACGUCCCCGUCCCCAGCGGGGUCCCCGAGAGGAGAUGGUGGGUGGAGGGGGGAGCGGAUCUCCCGCAGAGCCCAACGCGACCCCGACACCGCGGCUGGGUCUGGGAAACCAUCACGCUCCCCGACCUGGGCGCCCACAGAUGCCAGCCUGCCCUGGCCGCCCCUGACCCAUCCCUGCUGCCCGGGCGGCUCUCAGUGGGCGUCUGCGCCAUGGAGCCCUGGCUGCGGAGGCUGAACCUGCGGCCAGAGCGCCUGUCACGACGGGAGAGAGAGCGGGAGAGAAGCCGGUACCGCCGCGACGUCAACGACGACAGGGAGGUGCGGCACUGCCGGAGCUGGGCAGAGUACCACGAGCUGCGGAGGAGGAGGCGGAACCGCCACGGCCGCCGCAAUAGGCCGGAACAUCUGUGGGAGGGAAAGGUCACGCCCCUUCUCCAGCCAGGACAGCACACCACGGCAGGGGACGUCCUGGAUAAGAUUGGCGUCGUCGGAGCUUCCCGUCUGCUGGAUGGUGCGGCUGGAUUAGAAGACUCUGAGGGGUGGAAGAUCAGCUUCGAUGUCUUUCAGCCUGACACUGUGGCAGAGUUUAAGAAGUCGAGCCCGGGGAAGCCUUACUCCCGUCUGUGUGUGUGCAGUUUUGAAGGCCCUGUGCCUGACCUGCGGGUGCUGAAACAGCUGGCUUUCCAGAGUGGGGAUGUGCCGGUGACCUUUGCAGUGGUGGACCAUGGAGACAUCUCCUUUUACUGCUUCAAGGACUUCCAGCUGCCAACUGAUACUUCACACUGACACUUUGUCAUCCGAUUGCCAGUCAGGCCCAAUGAGAGUUCGGUGCUUAGAUGACCAUUUAAGGAACAUUUGCCAAAGUGACCUGGAAUACUAGGCUUUCCUUGAGAAAGCAGAUUUUUUUUUUUUUUUUUUAAAAGAACUAUUAGAUGUAGGUCAUCCCUGAUAUUUCUCAUUUUUUGUAAUCUCUGCACUAUAUGAACAUAAUGUUGUUUCUUAAGUUCAGCAGGAUGGAGGUUGACAAAGGGGCUCUAGGAUUCAUUGUGCAGCAGUGUGUAUUUAAGCUUUCUCUGGAUGUGUUGUAUUCCUAAUGUCAAUAAUCUAGUUCAUCAAAAGCUAAGCAUCACUGAAGGUUACUUUUAUUAUUUUAUUAUUAUUUUGUAAAUUUUAUUCUUUUGAAUUGGGAUAAACUGGGUUAGUUUUUUUCAACUGGACUUUGGGUAAUAAAUGCUUUCAGAAUCA
Molecule: messenger RNA, 2469 nt
Organism: Paramormyrops kingsleyae
Lineage: Eukaryota; Metazoa; Chordata; Actinopteri; Osteoglossiformes; Mormyridae
Gene: tsen54
Product: TSEN54 tRNA splicing endonuclease subunit
Biological process (GO): tRNA-type intron splice site recognition and cleavage
Cellular component (GO): tRNA-intron endonuclease complex
Source: RefSeq, a predicted model, not a curated record